Molecule: messenger RNA, 444 nt
Organism: Morus notabilis
Lineage: Eukaryota; Viridiplantae; Streptophyta; Magnoliopsida; Rosales; Moraceae
Product: S-protein homolog 5
Exons: 1
Coding region: 1-444 (147 amino acids)
Source: RefSeq, a predicted model, not a curated record
AUGAACAGGAAGCAACUCAUAAGCCUCAUCAUCCUUCUCUUCCUCGCCGUUUUCAUCAUCCUCCUGUCGUUUUCUCCGCCGGGACAGGAGUACCUCGUGUUGUCAGGCAUGGAGUACGAUGUCCGGGUCAUCAACGGCUUCACUGACAACUCGUCGCUGCCGCUGGUGAUCUGGUGCUCCUCGGAGUACAGUGAUCUCGGUGGGCGUGCCCUGCAGGAGAGAGACGACUUUAGCUGGAGAUUGAAGACUGAUUUCUGGGGAAACCCUAACUUCGUUUGUACUAUGAAGUGGGACCAGAAGAGGAAGAGAUUUGAUGCUUUUAAGGUUCAAAGAGAUGUUCGUCGUUGUGGCCCUCUAAGGAAGUGUUCUUGGUUGGUCACUGAGAAUGGAUUUUUCUUCAGUAGUGAUGAAGUUAACUGGAAAAAAGACUUCUCAUGGCCUUAG